This is a messenger RNA of Ectocarpus sp. CCAP 1310/34, 2153 nucleotides long. Lineage: Eukaryota; Phaeophyceae; Ectocarpales; Ectocarpaceae. The record is from the annotation of a GenBank genome assembly.
AGAGGGAAAGCUCCCGGAUCGUCUCAUCAAUCCGGUCAAGCUCCACCUCGUGCCCGUGCCGUUUCUCCUGCUGCUGCUUUUCCUCUCGGUACCGCGAGUGCUUCAUCCUCAGCUGACCCGUCUUCGAAGGAAAAUCCCACGGCCCCUUCGAAGCGCUCGGCAUCGAACCGCAUUGCAGAGAGUCCGAGGAGCAACUAGCCCUCUACACAACCACAAGAACAAGGCUGAUCGAGACCGUCCUCGCUGGGAGUGACCCCUCAUGCUACAGCCGAACCAACAUCUUGGAAGAAGCCCCCGACCUGGGUUCCGAGCGGCUGGAAGAUGUCAAGCACGUUGCUAAAUCUGUGAUGAAAGGCGCCUGGUUGGACUACCCCACCGAGGACAUCGUCGUCACCACCAUAGGCGGGGGCAUCACCAAUUUACUCUUCAAACUCCAGGGACCCCCAGCAGAGGCCGCUAUCCUAGUGCGAAUUUUCGGGAAGGACACCGACGUGCUUAUCGACCGGGAGAGGGAUAACGCUCUUUUCGACGAGCUCGCUAGCAUGAAGUACGCGCCGCCUUUUCACGGCCGGUUCACCAACGGUCGAAUAGAGGGUUUCUUGCCGGCCCGAGCCCUCGAGCCCCAAGAGCUGUCGAAUCGAUCGCCGGUCGACUUUGUGUCGCUCAUCGCGCAAGAAAUGGGCAGAUUACAUGGCCUACAGGUCGCCAACGCUGGGCCGCCUGGGGAAGCCGAGAUAUGGCAAGUGCUGCCCAAGUGGCUGCAACUGGCCAAGGGCUUGACUUUCGACGACGAAGCCAAGGCGGCUGCCAUCAAGGCCCUAGACCUCGACUGGGUCUGCGAGGAGGUGGAGUGGCUGAGGCAGAAGCUGUGCCGAGAGCCCGACGGUGCCGACAGCCGUGCUUCGGCGACGAGCGUUAGUUCCGCAGCUGAGAAGCGCGCGAAUCGAUUCUUGUGGGAGGUUGUGCUGUGCCACAACGAUCUUUUGAGUGGGAACGUGCUGCACGCGGACGGUUGGGAUCGGGUGCAGGUAAUCGACUUCGAGUACUCCGGGUACAACCCUCGCGCUUUCGACAUUGCCAACCAUUUUUGCGAGCACGCCGGAUUUGACUCGAACUUUGAGAAGUCCUACCCGACGGCAGACACUCAGGCGGCCUUCUUGACGGCCUAUGUGCGAGCCGUGACGACUCCCGAACCCGGCACUGACGUGCCGGGUGAGGCGGACGAGACAGCAGAGGAGGGAAGCACGGAUGCAUCGACGGAAUCGCCACGUUCAGAUGAAGACAGUUUCGUCGAGGCGUUGCGCACAGAGGUGAACCGGUGGGCGCUGCCCUCGCACCUCUGGUGGUCGCUGUGGGCGGUCGUGCAGGCCCGGUACUCCCCCAUCGAGUUCGACUUCGUGGGCUAUGCCCGCCUGAGGCUGGCGGGUUACCGGCUUCACAAGAAGGCGUUUUUUGGAAUCGAAGGGGAAAAGCCCGCUGAAGAUUUCUUUGAAUUCAGGGGGCAGAAGCCCUCCUAGCUUGGCACGCGAGUUGCGGCGAGGGUUGCACUCGUGAAAUCGAUGUCAUGAUUUUGAUUCAUGACUGAAUAUUGAAGUACAACUGCUGGAGGUUUGGGUGCAGUGGUCAGGGGUGCAUGCAAGUUUUGAAAACAUUUUGCAAUCGCAAGAAGGAGUGCAUAAGAUGUCAGUCCCCUGACACAUCGGUGUAUGUGUCAUGGCGUUCUUGUCAUGUCGUAUCUACAGAUCUACAGCGACACUUUUCUCUUCGGGAACCGACGGAAUCCCCUUAAAUGUUGACGGUUUCGUCGGGAAACACCCUCCUCUCAUCCAGUUUUGAAACCAGACCGGGGCGUACGCAACGGUGACUCUCUUAGACGGGGAGAAUUUGCUCCCCUCGUAAAGCUCAUCCGCAGGAUAGCCGUUUUUCACCGUACUGUAGGGUGGUGAUGGUGAGUAUCCGUUGACCGUACAUCAGAGCGUGCGAAACAAAGCAGUAAGGGUAGGCCACAUCGGCAAUGGCUUAUUACAAGUCUCAGCGUUCAGAUAGCCAUGUAAACAGAUGUCCACCAGGGAGGAGAAAUACGUGGGCGUCCAGAACAACUUCGACCGGCCAAUGGAAAUGGCGGUGUGCCAGAUGCACACCGAAAAUAUAAU